UUCAGUUUGAAGCCCUGAUCCCAGUCUGUUGAGAGGUGUCAACUCUGUUGAGGCAUCCGAGUGCCUCCCAGGUGUCCCAACAAUCCCUCAGACUAACCCCUAAAAGGCUUCCAUCUGAUGGAGACUCUCACAGCCUCGUCAGUUUCCCGCAGGCCUCCAGUGCUCCAGUUCUUCAGAAACCUCUUUGGCGGCAGCAGGCGUGUCACACAAGAGGGUCAAACACCCAAGGCAAAAGUUCCCAAAGAAAAAGAUGAUCAGCUCCUGGAGCGUUCUGGGCAGGCUGAGAGUGAGGCGAUGUUACUGGGCAAAAAGCUAAUCACUACCAAGAUUUCUCCCAGUGAGGUCCAUGAGGGCAUGAUGGAGCAACACAGCAAAGGACCAUCACUGCUGAAGGAAACAGCUUUUGAAAACACCACCCCGGCCUAUGAGAAUAAGCUUUCUGAGUUACUUAACUCAACUGAGUUAGAGGUGGGAGAUGCUGAUGGUUUUGCUGGCUCCAUGAUACAUCAGCUGGUCCAGCAUCCAUGUGAAAAAGUCCUUGUCGCAGGAGCAGAAAAAGAAGAGUCUAGUGACAGUGAAACACUAGCAGAGGAUGGGACCUCUCAGCUUCUGUGUGCAGAUGAUGGAGUCUCUAUGGCUGCAGGAACUAUAGCAGGUGUUAAGGACAGCAGUGCUGAGGAAGAAAGAGAAUACCUUCUGAAAGAAGAUGUGCGAGCAGAACCUGCCAAAACGGAGUUAUAUCCUUGGAACAGACUCAUCAAUAUGUACAAGCAGCGCCGGAGGCUUUCUUCUUCUAAACGGUCCCAUGUCCAGCGUGUUCCAGCUCAGCCACUUAUUGAAGAGGAAGCCACAUUGGACCUAGUGGUAUAUGGAAUCGCAGAACCUAAAGCUCAUGUCACCUUAUCAAAUUCUGCCAAGAUUCCCAGUGUCUGUGGGUUUCGUGAAAAUGAGGCCAGAGAAAUGGUUGAUGAUUGUGAGAUAGCUCAUAGAGAUUUUGGAUCAAAUGAUCCUGGAAGCUUGGAGCAUCAUAAGAAUGUGUACUAAGAAGGUGCUGCUGAACUCAGCCUGAAAUCUGUUAUUGUCCCCACUCUGCUAACAGGAAGAGGAUCUACUGAGAAUUCGUACCUGUAAUCUGCCAGUACUGGUUUUGAAUUCUUUUCUUGUUUUUGUGGGUUCUUUAACACCCACAAAACCUGUUACCACAAAACCUAUUUAUUGUUGUCCAAGGAAUAGCCCGGUAAAGCCAACAGAGGUAUAUUUGAGGCUGACACGUUAUUCUGGUUUAUGCUCCCUAAAACA
Molecule: messenger RNA, 1299 nt
Organism: Pogona vitticeps (central bearded dragon)
Lineage: Eukaryota; Metazoa; Chordata; Lepidosauria; Squamata; Agamidae
Source: RefSeq, a predicted model, not a curated record